GCCAGGAAUGCACUGAGUUUCCAUACUUCUACGAUACUCAACACCCUUGCACAAUUACUGAACUGCAUGGUUCAACGCGUCAACCAAACUGCAUUACAAAAGGGUAUAUUCUUAAUCAAUCCGCUACAAAUCAGAUUAGAUUUAAACGGAGUGAACCUCUGCCAGCUCUUCUUCGCAGAAUGUCGCCACCACGGUUUCGGAAGUUUUGGAAAACAGUUCUACUUGGAUUUCUUGUCUCCGUUAUUGUCGUAGUAUUGUCGUUUGUCAAUAACAAGUACACAUCGUCAAGAAAGAACAAUUUGACCGCUAGCUGUGAUAAGGUAACUCAAUAUCGGGGUCAAAUGACCUGCGACAAGUGGGUGGUGAUCACGACGAUCUUCAAUUUGACCGACGCCGUCAAGGACCUACUGAAGAUGCCAAAGUGGUGCGUGGUGCUGGUCGGUGACAAGAAGGGCCCAAAAGAGGUGCCGCCCUUCCCCAAUCUUUUCUUUCUCGACAUGGCCUGGCAGGAGCGCUGUCCGUACCACAUCUGCCAACAUCUGCCCUGGAAUCACUUCGCCCGGAAGAACAUCGGCUACAUGUACGCCGUGGCUAACGGGGCCGAGUGGAUCUACGACACCGACGACGAUAACUUCCCCAAGUUUCCCAAAUCCGAGCCGCUCCUUGAUUCUUCCAUUAAAUUCGAUCUGAUACAGGUCGCUGGACACGUGUACAAUCCCUACAUUCCAUACAUCAAACCCGACACCACUUUGUGGCCGCGAGGGUUGCCGCUGGAUAAAGUCAAAGAUCCCAAUACGAAAAACAUGAGAGUAAUCGGUGCCGUCAAGCCGGAAAAGGUCGCAGCGAUAAACUUUCUAGCUCAAACCCACCCAGACGUGGAUGCCAUUUAUAGGCUUACAAAAAAGAUUCCGUUUCAAUUCGAGAUGGUGGAGAAAUAUCACGCACUUCCACAUUAUGUCAUGUCGCCCUACAACGCCAAGGCAACAUUGCAUGCUCAGUUCGCCUUCUGGGGUCUGCUGCUGCCGGCAAGCGUUAACGGGCGCGUGUCGGAUAUAUGGCGGUCGUAUUUCACUCAACGGUUGGUUUGGGACACUGACGGUCACAUCGCUUUCGGUCCGCCAUACGUCAAUCAAAUCCGUAACGCGCAUUCGUAUAUGGUCGAUUUUCACAACGAAAUGGAUGUUUACUAUAAAACAAGACGACUGAUCAAAUUCCUGGUCAACUGGAUCCCGAAAACCGUUUCGUUGGCGCAGAACAUGGUCGAUCUUUACAUAGAACUCUACCAGAUCGAUAUCAUCGGGCGGGCAGAUAUCGAUUUAGCCAUGGCUUGGAUACGUGAUCUUGAAUGUGUCGGCUAUACCUUUCCGCCAGUAAAAGUUGCGAAAGACUUCGUGUAUUUGAUACAAGGCACAAGCGUCACUAUCCUCGAUCAACUUGUGUCAAACUCUGACCGAGAUGUGUUAUGGCUAACGUACAAGACGGACUCCGGCACCAAUUAUCUAUACCGACAAAAUAGCACGUGGACCACUGGGAGGAAUCUUCUACUAGAAUACGCCGUUGAACGAGGAGGUCGAAUGUCGAAGAAGGGUUAUAAGUAUUUUAUCUUUCUCGACGACGACGUGAAGAUAUCCUUCACCUACAAUGGUCGGCGAUGGAACGGUGAAGGUUGCUGCAAGACCAAUGAUCCGUGGAGGUGCUUUGAACAGUUCUUGAGCGCUCACGAGCCAGCUGUUAGCUAUCCUCAUCACAUCGCUAGCCAUGUAUUCUUCAAUGAGAAGGCGCUCGUUAAUUUAAACUACAAUGUCGAUGCAAUGAUGGUGGCUUACCACCGCGACACAUUAUCGUUCCUGAUGCCCUACAGUACUGAGUUUGAGGCUGAAUCCUGGUGGGCUUCGCAAGUUAACCAUAUCGGUCUUUACAACAUGUUGUACAGCUCCAGCAGGUAUCAGUACAAUGCUCUUCAUAAUACAAAUAGUAGAUCAGAUCAUCGGGGCAAAUACAAAUUCAGCUUCAAAUUUCGCCAGCAAGUACAAUAUCUGCUAUCGGCGCUACGGCCGACUGUCGAUGGAAAGCCGAAUCCGUUGUUGAACAGUGCUCCCGCCAAAGACGUUCUACCUUUAAGGGUUCACGGCAAGCCUAAAUUAAAGAAGGACAAAACAUACAUCGUGGACUACGCGUUCAUUAAAAAGUACUUUAAGCUCGAUCAUAAGUUUACACAAGAGAGGCUGAAGUGGCUAAAAAAGCCUAUAAUUAGAAGAAUUAUCUUUGGAGGAAAAGAUGUUUUCGGGUUUGACAAUUCAUUUAAACCUGAUUAUUCCUAUCCUAUAUAAUGCGUAGCUUGAACUCCCCACAUACAGUCCAAAUCACAAUUGUCAUACCUACAUUUGCGUCAUGAAGUCGCAUAUGGUAGUGAUAAAGAUACAAGGAAUUUGAUACAUGACGCGUUGUACAAUGUAUAGUUCAGUCUAAAUGACAAAUCCUUUUUUUUAAUUAAGAUGCAUAGUGUAUGGUGCGACCUAGCCACGCCCUGGUGGGUGGCGCCUCCCCGUGUUUUUGUAAGAGAACUUAGUGAGGAAUACAAUAUAUUGUACGCUAGCUAUGUAGGUAAUGCAGCGAUCCUUUUGAUCGGUGUGUACCGCUUACGAUUGGAAAUGUGUAAUUCAAGAUGGCUCCAGUCUGCAACUGAAGUCAACAGAUGGCAGCACUAGAAAGUUUAGGAAUAGGGAUCAUAGGUGUGAGCACAUGUAGUGAAGCAUAAAUAAUAGAGAGGUUUAGACAGAUUGACCAGUCACCAACACGGUGACCGGCGCGUACAAAACACAUAGAACUCAAAUCGCACAUAAAGUGAGCUAUUAGCGAGUUUCCGCAUCGCUUACGAUUACGAUUACGAUUACGAUUUGUGUUCAUCGAUUUUUGGUGCUACGCAAUCCCCAGCGAAAUCGUCGAUGGUACUUUCGUCUCGUUCUUACGAGGAUUCCGGCUGAUCUUCGUAAGUCGAAAAACGAUUACAUGGAUUAGCGAAAAGCCUAUUUUCCACGCUACAUAUCAAAUUCAAUGUGAAAUAUUCAUUGAAGAAUACUUUAUAACACACCUGUCAAACAUAGGAACUGCAUUUAAUUUGAUCAACGGCGAUUUUGAUCAUGUUUUAGCGCCGAGAAAAGUGCACCCAGAGCAUGAGAGCAGAGUAUAGGGCCUAUACUACAGUACACCAAGUCGUUGGUGUGAAUGCGGAAACAAAAUUUCUGGUUCAUGCCGGUUUUGAGAGUAUUACGAUUACGACUUUGAAAUCGUAAUCGUAAUCGUAAUCGUAAGCGAUGCGGAAACUCCCUAUUGACAGAUAUCAUCAACGAUUGUUGUAUUCAAAUACAUUUGGAAAAAGGAAAGGUGAAAUUCAUCAAUGACAUGUUGGUUGUGUUAACUAGCUGGUCGUUCCUGGUAAUAAAACGCUGUAGUAAUUGUUUGUUUGGGGAAACAAUGUGAAAAGGAAUGUUUACUGGGGCAGCAAGGGUUGGUAAUUAUAGCACUUUUUAGAGACGUAGAAGCCUUUGAACCACAAUGUCGAUGCAAUGAUGGUGGCUUACCACCGCGACACAUUAUCGUUCCUGAUGCCCUACAGUACUGAGUUUGAGGCUGAAUCCUGGUGGGCUUCGCAAAUUAUCCAGGUCGGUCUUUACAACAUGUUGUAUAGCUCCAGCAGGUAUCAGUACAAUGCUCUUCAUAAUACAAAUAGUAGAUCAGAUCAUCGGGGCAAGUACAAAUUAAGCUACAAAUUUCGCCAUCAAGUACAAUAUCUGCUAUCGGCGCUACGGCCGACUGUCGAUGGAAAGCCGAAUCCGUUGUUGAACAGUACUCCCGCCAAAGACGUUCAACCUUUAAGGGUUCACGGCAAGCCUAAAUUAAAGAAGGAAAAAACAUACAUCGUGGACUACGCGUUCAUUAAAAAGUACUUUAAGCUCGAUCAUAAGUUUACACAAGAGAGGCUGAAGUGGCUAAAAAAGCCUAUAAUUAGAAGAAUUAUCUUUGGAGGAAAAGAUGUUUUCGGGUUUGACAAUUCAUUCAAACCUGAUUAUUCCUAUCCUAUAUAAUGCGUAGCUUGAACUCCCCACAUACAGUCCAAAUCACAAUUGUCAUACCUACAUUUGCGUCAUGAAGUCGCAUAUGGUAGUGAUAAAGAUACAAGGAAUCUAAUACAUGACAUCUUAAAGGGAACUGGAACCGCCGAGCAAUUUAUUCAACUUUUCGACUUUCACCGCCAGAGAAAGUCAAACUUCCAACUUCCUAUUUGAGUUCAGAUUUGUAGCUCCGCUCCCAGUGCCCGAGCAUGCGCAGUUCAAUUUGUUAUUAUUGAGAAUCAUGUGAGAAUCACGUGAGUCAUGCGAUCUUUCAUUCAUGAGUUUUCGUAGUAAAUUCCAUAGUAGUCACGACACUCAAUGAUUGACAGCUAGGCGCCAUGUUUCAUUCAUGCCUCGUUCUGAUCACCCGAUACGCGGGAAAUGAAAACGAGGUCAUACGAACUGGCUUGGCGGUUUCAGUUCCCUUUUUAACGCGUUGUACAAUGUAUAGUUCAGUCUAAAUGACAAAUCCUAUUUUUAAAUUAAGAUGCAUAGUGUAUGGUGCGACCUAGCCACGCCCUGGUGGGUGGCGCCUCCCCGUGUUUUUGUAAGAGAACUUAGUGAGGAAUACAAUAUAUUGUACGCUAGCUGUGUAGGUAAUGCAGCGAUCCUUUUGAUCGGUGUGUACCGCUUACGAUUGGAAAUGUGUAAUUCAAGAUGGCUCCAGUCUGCAACUGAAGUCAACAGAUGGCAGCACUAGAAAGUUUAGGAAUAGGGAUCAUAGGUGUGAGCACAUGUAGUGAAGCAUAAAUAAGGUUUAGACAGAUUGACCAGUCACCAACACGGUGACCGGCGCGUACAAAACACAUAGAACUCAAAUCGCACAUAAAAUGAGCUAUUGACAGAUAUCAUCAACGAUUGUUGUAUUCAAAUACAUUUGGAAAAAGGAAAGGUGAAAUUCAUCAAUGACAUGUUGGUUGUGUUAACUAGCUGGUCGUUCCUGGUAAUAAAACGCUGUAGUAAUUGUUUGUUUGGGGAAACUAUGUGAAAAGGAAUGUUUGCUGGGGCAGUAAGGGUUGGUAAUUAUAGCACUUUUAAGAGACGUAGAAGCCUUACGAAAGAACUAGGCCCAGACGUUAAGUAUUUGGGAUAGGUUCCAAGGGUCCGGGAGAUCUGGGGCUCAAGAGGAGUGGGAUCUUGGAGGUAGUUAUGGACCUGAGAGGAGUACCUGAUUGGACAUGGGGUUGGGUUAAUUAACAUAUGUUUAUGAGGGGGUAGGAUUUUUGUUUUAGUCAGUUCUCAUCUAGAUUUCCAAGGGUAAGCCUCGUUUAAGGGAACUCAGGUUUCGAUAAGCACUUCCUUGAUUAUGCCAAUAACUACUUUAUUUAAUCCAAUUAAACAAUUAUUACAAAAACAAUUCAUUUUUAAAUCUGUCUGACUCAAGUCUUCUAUCGGCUUGAGUUAGGACAAGAACCCAAACAUCCUCCUCCACGUUUCAGUUGCAAAAAACAAGUACAUCCGUAAAUGGCAUCCAGUAAAUAUUUGCGGCCAGCAGUUCACCACUGGGGAAAACCUUUAGUUACAUUACUCAGAAAAACAAUGAAUUGAAAUGGGUAUAAUUUGCCAAUGUUAAAGACGCUUCAUGCAAAAUCACCAGGGCCCGGUUGUUCAAAAGCACAAAAGUCACGUUAUCCUUAACGGUUACGUUAAGUAUCCGUAUGGACUUUAUCUCUUUCAGUUAAUCCCAUAAGAAUUUUCACGUUAAGACUUAACGGCGCCGUUAAAGCUAACGUGAUUUUGAACAACCCAGCGCAGGUCAAAAUAGCGUGGGAUUUCAAACGUGGGAACUCUCUGGGAAUAAAGGAUGAGGGGAUUAACCUUUUAACAACUGCAGCAAUAAAAGAACUUUAAGAUUUCUUGUGCACUGACUACGAUUUAUAUAUAAGAUGUAUAAAAUUCACCUAAUAUAAGGAAGGCUCAGGCCUUGAUAGGGAGCUCUUCGUUAAUAGGGCUGGUG
Molecule: messenger RNA, 6069 nt
Organism: Lineus longissimus
Lineage: Eukaryota; Metazoa; Nemertea; Pilidiophora; Heteronemertea; Lineidae
Exons: 3
Coding region: 180-2330 (716 amino acids)
Source: RefSeq, a predicted model, not a curated record